AUGGGUCUUUUCGGGCAUAAAUCCAAGGAGAAUCAAAAGCUACAGUACCCCAUCGGCGGAAAACGCACGAGACCUAGCCCUGGUCGACGAACAACUGAGACGUCAGUCAAUGCCCCUUUGCCAGGCUAUCACGGUCCACACUUCCAUCGAGGGCCAGCUCAAGAAGACAUAUGGAACCAGCGACAACAAAACAUUCAGAUAUCUUACGAGGAUAUACGUGGUCGCUCGCACACGUUCCACAGCCCUAUCGAGCAGCAUCAGUAUUCCAAUCCAUAUGAGUUGCGACCGGGUCCAUUCACCAAAAGGAUGGAGCAGGAGUAUGCAGAUUAUAAGAAGAAGGCAGAGACUUGUGGCACCAAUAGAUCUGCAGUCAAACAAGCAAAAAAUGUGCCCGUUGGCCGGAACUACGUCCCUGAGACUAUUCACGGCAGGCAAAUCAUGACAGCAGUUGACCUUGCUAUAGAGGGUCGAAUCCAGGCGAACGCAGCUGCACAAGCCCGUGCCGGGUUCCAGCAAAAAUAUCCUCAAGCAUAUAAGGACAAUGCAAUCGUGAGUCAUUGGAUAGAGGCUAGUAACGCACGAAAGGCCGCAAGUGCCUAUAGAGAAGCAGAAGUUAGUCUCCGUAAGCUUCAUGGGAGAUGGGAGCAGAGGAUGGUUCAAUACGAGCAGCAGCAGGUACACCGAGGCUCACCAUCGGGGUGCUGA
This is a messenger RNA of Penicillium daleae, 705 nucleotides long. RefSeq lists its product as uncharacterized. The transcript is spliced from 2 exons. Bases 1 to 705 code for a protein of 234 amino acids. The record is from RefSeq and is a predicted model, not a curated record. Lineage: Eukaryota; Fungi; Ascomycota; Eurotiomycetes; Eurotiales; Aspergillaceae.